Drosophila rhopaloa is the source of this 1175-nucleotide messenger RNA. RefSeq names its product nucleoside diphosphate-linked moiety X motif 19. The record is from RefSeq and is a predicted model, not a curated record. Gene Ontology annotation, molecular function: hydrolase activity, acting on acid anhydrides, in phosphorus-containing anhydrides. The coding region runs from base 37 to 1125 and encodes 362 amino acids. NCBI's taxonomy places the organism in Eukaryota, Metazoa, Arthropoda, Insecta, Diptera, Drosophilidae. The transcript is spliced from 2 exons. Gene Ontology annotation, cellular component: mitochondrion.
UCGAGCAGGAAAUUUUAUUGCAGUGGACUCUAAACUAUGGGAGCUGCUACUCAAACUGGAUCUUACAGGCCUUCGGCUAGCCUAAUAUUGGCUGCCAAAGAUGAUACUUUAAAAGAGUAUGACUACAGGUUACUUUUGAUCAAACGAACUGAGGCUACUUCUUAUGCAUUGAAUCACUGCGUCUUCCCUGGCGGCGUUUUUGAUCCCAGAGAGGACGAAUCUCCUGAAUGGAUCACUUAUUUCAAAUCCUUUGGCGUGACCGAUGACCAAUUCAAAAAGCUCAGUCACAAUCAGGAUAAUCCCAGGCCUGAAUUUCUGUCCAGAGGAAAACACUUUUCAAGGGACAUCGCACUGCGGCUGACUGCGCUUAGGGAAACCUUCGAGGAGGUGGGCAUCCUGAUCUGCACAAAUCAGGACAGCUUGAAAAGUUGGGAUUCUAAGUCCGGACAUCCUCGGACUUUGCUCCUAGAGCCAAGCGAUCGUUCUGAGUGGCAGCAUAGAGUUCACAAUAAUGCCUCACAGUUUCUGGAGCUGUGCAGGCACCUCAAUGUCAUCCCCAACCUGUGGUCUCUGCAGGAAUGGUCAAUUUGGAGGACAGCAGCUACAGCCAAUCGAAAAUUUGACACGGUUUACUAUGUCACCACGCUGGAUGAGCAGGUCAAUGAGGUAAGUCUCCUACUGGAACCUCACGAAGUGGCCUCAGCCCAUUGGAUGAGUCCGGCGGAGGCCUGGACAAGCUCCCAGGAUGGCACCAUUUGGCUUCCUUUCAUGCUGCUUUAUGAUAUCGCACGUCUGAUGAACUUGCAUAGCUGGCAGGAGCUUCUUAAGUUUUCCCGCCAAAGAAGCAGCCGAGGAAGCACAAUGGUGCAGCCCGUUUACUAUCGCUGCGAUGACUGCAUGUUUGGAGUGCUUCCUGGAGAUGAACUGUAUCCUAAGGAGCCUCUCACUUGCACACAAUCUAUCAUCUUGCCUGGAUCGGUGAAUGAACUUCAUGGCAAGGCCCAGCAAUACAACCGAUAUAUAGUCUACGAUUUCCACCGGGUCGUUCUGGCAUCCAACGUCCCGCCCUGCGACGGUCAUCUGCCAUUGCAGUCGCUCGUUAACACCAAACUAGCCAAGUUGUAAUAAAAAGUAGUAGUUGUUAAAAAAAUAUAUUUCUGAUUGGCUACAACAAA